Mycotypha africana is the source of this 555-nucleotide messenger RNA. RefSeq lists its product as uncharacterized. Lineage: Eukaryota; Fungi; Mucoromycota; Mucoromycetes; Mucorales; Mycotyphaceae. The coding region runs from base 157 to 393 and encodes 78 amino acids. The record is from RefSeq and is a predicted model, not a curated record. Gene Ontology annotation, biological process: regulation of DNA-templated transcription. The transcript is spliced from 2 exons.
CAAGCACAAGCACAAGCACAAGCACAAGCACAACAUCAUCACCACCCUCCAACUCACGUCCAACCACAACCACCACAACAGCAUCGCACGGUGUCCAGCCAUUCAUCUCCCAAUAGCAGCACAAGCACAAGCAUCCAUACGAAUAAUAACAAUCACAUGAAUACAAAUAUUCCUGGCACAACGCAAAGAAAGCGUCCACGUAGAAGAUAUGAUGAAAUUGAAAGACUUUAUCAUUGUAAUUUCCCUGGAUGUACGAAAGCUUAUGGUACGCUGAACCAUUUAAAUGCACAUGUGAGCAUGCAACAACAUGUAAGUGUAAAAAAAAAAAAUAGAAAAAAAACCAGAAAUAAGAGAUGGAUGUCCUGUUUUAACAAGUCAUGCCACUUUUUAUAGGGUCCAAAGCGCCAUCCAAAUGAAUUUAAAGAAAUGCGAAAAGAAUGGAGGAGACAAAAGAAAGAAAGAGAACAGGCAAAGAAACAAGCUGAAGCUGCUUUACGUGCUCAAGAACAGCAGCAACAACAGCAACAAGCUCAGGCACAGGCACAGGCACAGGCA